UGCGCGAUCGGCUCACCUGGCCACACCUGGUCGACUCAGAGUCAGCUAGUUUCACAGCAAACAGAAACUCGGAAACGCAAAGCAGAACUCAGCUUUGAAAAGAGGAAAGACAACCGAAAAACCGCAAUGCUGGCCAGAAUGGAGCAGCGGGCUCCUCUCCCAGAAAACACCCAAACCAAGAAGGACCCCGCGCCGGGGGGAGAGGUAGCCCUGCCCCCAGCGCUUCAUACCCUCGCCCUGCAGGGACCGGGCGAGAACGAAGGCAGCAGAGCCCACGUGGGGCUCAGCGACGACGCCAAGCUGGCCACCGGCAUCCUCUCCCAGGCGACUCCAGGAGAGGGUGCCGGAGAGAACCCGGAGAGGGAAGUGGAAGAAGUGAAUGAAAUGCCGGAGGUGGCCUCGCAGGUCUUCAGCCCCAGCGUUCAGAUCGUCACGCCCCCGUCCAGCCUGAGGAAGAGGAAGGAGGCGUACGAGAUCGAGGAGGCGCACCCCUUCCUGGUCCCACAGAAGGAGCCCCUGCACGGGCUGUAUGAGGACUGGCCAGAGGGGGGCGACGGCCUGCCGGACCGGAAGCCGGCCGGGUGCUGCCAGGGCCGCUGUGACUGCUGCAGCUACUCCAGCCUCAAGGCCACUGCCUCCCUGUCCGCCGCGCUGCUCAUUGCACCCGUCUUUCUCUACGGGGGGUUUGUCUUCCUCCCGUUUGAUGCGCCCGUCCUCUCGGGAGCCCCCUCGGCUGUCAUCUACACCCUGCGCUGCUCUGUCUUCGCCACCGUGCCCAUCGUGCUGGGCAUCGCGGUGCACGGGAUAGCCCAGCUGUGCUCGUCCUCGCUGGAUCCCUUCGGAGACAGGAAGCAGGAAGUGGAGGUUCACCGGCGCUUCGUCAACCAGUCGGUCAGCCUGCUGGCCCUGUUUGUCCUCAAUCUGGCCGUGCUGUCCACCUACCUGGACAGCAGGACGCUGAAGCUGGUGCCCCUGCUAAGCGGGCUCUUCGGCCUGGCGAGGUUAAUCUACUGGCUGGCGUUUGCCGUCAGUAGUCAUUUCCGUAGCUUUGGGUUCGGCCUCACCUACUUUCCUAUCGUGGCGAUGCUGGGGGCAAACAUCUUCUUCAUGUUCGUCCAGCAGGGGGUGAGCUUGUUCGCUACUGAGGCCAUAACCACGACCCCCUCGCCCCCCAAACAGAGAUUCUGGGGCUGAGGAGCCAGCACCCAGACCGCAGACCUCGUCGGACCAUUCGAAACGCUGCAAGGAAGGAGGCAAAGAUCCGGGGGCAAACGUUUCAACUGGGCGCUGAAUUGAGCAUUUCAGUUUCUCUUAGGAUUUCUAAGCACAGAGCUUGUUUUAUUUUUCACAAAAUGGCAUAAUAAACCCCUCGCCUUGAACCCCACGAACCCUGUCGAUCGCAACACGCUCCUCCGCUUUCUGUUUCAGUCGUUUCUGACCAGCUGAGAUUGAGGGGGCGGAGCUGCCCAGAGCCAGUAAGAAAGCGUUAGGUGUGAUUGACACGCCCGUUUCAUUCGAUUUUUCCCUCUGGAGAUCUCCGGAUGGAUUUGAUCAGAAGCAAAGAAUAAUUUUUUUUGUGUGUUUUAUUUUUAUUUCGUUAAUAUCUAUAAACG
Messenger RNA from Polyodon spathula (Mississippi paddlefish), 1613 nucleotides. RefSeq names its product transmembrane protein 79-like. Lineage: Eukaryota; Metazoa; Chordata; Actinopteri; Acipenseriformes; Polyodontidae. Gene Ontology annotation, cellular component: lysosomal membrane; trans-Golgi network membrane. Gene Ontology annotation, biological process: regulated exocytosis. The record is from RefSeq and is a predicted model, not a curated record. The transcript has 4 exons. Bases 127 to 1194 code for a protein of 355 amino acids.